Molecule: messenger RNA, 2438 nt
Organism: Sclerotinia trifoliorum
Lineage: Eukaryota; Fungi; Ascomycota; Leotiomycetes; Helotiales; Sclerotiniaceae
Source: the annotation of a GenBank genome assembly
GUUUUAGCCGUUUCUAUGGACUUUUUCUAUCGACUUCGGAUUGUGGAUGCUCCGACGACCGAAUAAUUUAUUGAUCUCAUUCGCGUGGGAUGAUGGAUGACGACCUCACAACACCCUGCGGUACCUGCCUCGGAAAUCUCACUCUCCUACUGAACACAACUGUACACUCAAAAACCCCCUUAAAUAUCUCCUAGACGACUUGAUGAUUUCUAAUGCUACCUUUUUCCUAUAAAUGCCAAACUCCCCCACGAUAUCUCUGGUUCUAUUCAACUUCUCCAUACCUACAUACCUACAUUUCAUAAGCCUGCUGCACGUCAAGGGUGGCGUCUCACGGCCGUACCUGUCUCAAAGCCCUUAACUCCGUCGACAGUUACAUCACCUUCUUUAUAAGUAAUUGAGAGGUGUACUAAUCGCCUCGCAAUCAUUCAAGUUGUAUCAAACAAACUUUUCAUCGCUAUUAUUGCGAUCAGGCCCCUUCGAUACAUUCACUAGACGAAAGUCUGCUCUUCCAUACCUCAAGCGACUCUCCAACAUAACAACAUAUACCACAAUGGCUGCCUCCGACACCGAGUCCCCUCGAACCCAACAAUCUCCACUGGCUUCUCAACGCGAGCCUUCCAAAGGAGAUCCUCCAGCAAAAGGCUAUUUUCCUUUAGGAUAUAAGCCUGCAUUUGGUCAGUGGUGGGCAAGCGUUUCACCGGCUGUCGCAGAACACAAUGUUUUGUCCUUUGUCCCAUAUCUACAAAAACCACCUACGCAUACACAGACUGGUUCUGCGCCAGUCUCAGCGCGCACAUCAACUAUAGCAGUGAACGAAGAUCCGAACGCAUUCUCAGAACCAGUACAGACCAAUUCCUUAAACGAUCCUUACGGUCCAAGACAAUGGCAUUCAAAUCUUGUGAAAUUAAGUGGGAAGAACAGGGCAAUAAAUGAGUUCUCUGUGGAGAGGACUGGGGAAAAAGUCGAGGAUACAUUAGUAAUGCUUCAUGGCUACGGCGCAGGUCUUGGAUUUUUCUACAAGAAUUUUGAAGGAUUAAGUAGAGUGCCAGGCUGGAAGAUAUACGCCUUGGAUAUGCUAGGAAUGGGACGUAGCACCCGACCAUCCUUUAAAAUCAGUGCCAAGGACCACGCUGGCAAAAUUGCAGAAACAGAGAGUUGGUUUAUUGAUGCGCUCGAAGAAUGGCGCGUUUUGAAAAAACUCGACAAAUUCACACUUUUGGGCCACAGUAUGGGUGGUUACAUGGCUGUUGCAUACGCGCUGAAAUACCCCGGCCAUCUUAACAAAUUGAUACUCGCCUCGCCAGUGGGUAUUCCCGAAGACCCCUACGCCACCUCAGCGGCGAUGCCCGAGCCCGAAGAAUCUACUCUGGCAAGCGAGUUUACCCAAGAUCAAGAAACCGACAUUGUCUCUGCAUCCUCAAAUCCUAGUAAACGCUCCACCGGCAGCGAUAACAACAAUUUUGGAAACAUGCGCAAUAAACGCGAAAACAAUAAAUCUAAAUCGGAACCAGCUAAACGACCCAUGCCCUUCUGGCUCACCUACCUCUGGGACGCAAACGUCUCUCCUUUCUCGAUAGUCCGCUGGGCCGGCCCCUUAGGACCACGUCUAGUAUCCGGCUGGACCUCCCGCCGCUUUUCCCACCUUCCCAGCAACGAAACUGAAGCACUACACAUGUAUGCCUAUUCCCUCUUCCGCCAGCGCGGAUCCGGCGAAUACGCACUCCCCUACGUCCUCGCCCCAGGCGCCUUUGCGCGCUCCCCCUUGAUCCGCCGCAUCCACGGCGUAGGCCGUCAACCCAUUCCCCACUCCACCACAUCCCCAUCCCCAUCCAACUUCGGACAAAAAGAACACGGAUACCCCAUUCUCCUCAUGUACGGCGACAACGAUUGGAUGGACGUAGCAGGUGGCUACGCAGCCGAGCAAGCCUGCAAAGAAGAACGCGAAAAAACCCUCGCAAAAGCAUCCCAAGAAGAGAAGGAAUUAGAAAAUGGAAGUGCAAAGGUAGUCAUUAUUCAAAAAGCGGGACAUCAUUUAUAUCUAGAUGGAUGGGAGGAGUUCAAUGAAUUUAUGAGGGAAGAAAUGAAACAAACCUCGAUGGAUGGGCGGAAGAUAAAGAGUGUUUUGAAGAAAUUGGGGGUAGAGGUUGAGGAGAAAUAGGGGCGAUAGAGGUGAUAGAUAGAUGAUGUUGGGAUUGGACUGGAUUGAACUGGAUUGGGUUGGGUUUUUGAGGAGAUAUUAUUACAUUGGUAGAUUUCACAAGGCUUGGCUUUUGCAUUAGGUGCGCUGGUUACUGGGACUGUUGUAGCAAUUGGAGUUUGGAGAAUCGCGCUAGAUUUACAUAGAGAUUGGCGAGCGAGCGAGCAAGCGGCUUUAAUUUUUAUAAAUACUUGUAACAACUUCCCAUGGGAGAUAUAAAUUAUACAGAUUCAGAUGCAUA